CUCAGUCAGCCAGCCGCUCAUCAUCUUGUCUUCUUACUUACACAGCUGUGAGGAGAAACUGCCUGUUGUACGGGGUGCCUCCUCAGCCUGUGGGGUUUAAGCUGACAUUCUUCCUUCACAUAGGAAACCAAAGAUAGACUCCUUAGAAAUACAAUGAGGCUCAUCGGCAGCAUCUACACGCUUUGUAACAUCAUUAUGUCAGCGGAAGCCUGGGCUCCAAGGCCGACAGGUGAAAGGGAACUGAUCUCCAACUGCUCCAACAUGGCUUUAAGGAUGGUUCCCCCAGAUGUGACCCCAGCCACAACCAUACUGGAUUUAUCCUACAACGACCUCUAUCAAUUCCAGAGCUCAGAUUUCCACUCUUUCUCCAAACUGCGCGUUCUGAUCCUGUGCCACAACAGGAUCCAACAGCUGGACACCAAGAUCUUCAACCUUAACAAGGAGUUAAGCUAUUUAGACUUGUCUUACAACAGACUAAAGUCCAUCAUUUGGUCUUCCGUGGCAGAUCUCAGACAUUUAGAUCUUUCUUUUAAUGACUUCGAUACUCUGCCUGCCUGUGAGGAGAUUGGCAACAUGCCACAUCUGGAAACCCUAGGUUUGAGCGGGGCGAACAUACAAAGAUCAGAUCUCCAGAAAAUUUCUCAUUUGCAUCUCAGCACUGUCUUGUUAGGGCUGAGUACUCUGUCCCACUAUGAAGAAGGCAGCCUGCCCAUCCUAAACACGACAGCGCUUCACAUCGUUCUACCAAUGAACACAAAUUUCUGGGUGCUUCUGUGUGAUGGAAUGAAGACUUCAAAGAUAGUAGAAAUGUCAAAUAUAGAUGGCAAGAACCCGUUUAUAAGUUACGAGGCUCCGCAGACUCUCUCUGUGGAGAACACCAAGGCGUCCACUCUGAUUCUCCACAAAGUUGACUUGCUCUGGGAUGACCUUCUCCACGUUUUCCAGUUUGUGUGGCGGACAUCAGUGGAAUACUUCCAAAUUCAGGACCUGACUUUCGGAGGGAUGGUUCAUCAGGACCACGGUUCAUUUGAUUACUCAAAUACCGUAAUGAAAGCUCUAAUCUUGGAGAACAUACAUUUCCGAAUCUUUUUUAUUCCCCAGGAUAGAAUCUACUUGUUUUUCACCCAAAUGGACAUAGAAAACCUGACGAUAUCAAAUGCACAAAUGCCGCAUCUGCUCUUCCCUAGUCGCCCCCAAAGUUUCCAACAUUUAAAUUUUGCCAAUAACAUCUUAACAGACGACCUGUUUAAAAACCCUAUCCAGCUACCUUAUUUGAAAACUCUGAUUUUGAGGGGCAACAAACUGGAGACUCUGUCUCUGGUGAGUCUCUUUGCCAACCACACAUCCUUGCUUCUCUUGGAUCUGAGCCAGAACCUACUGCAACAUGAAAACGGGGAGGGUUGUGUGUGGCCAGACACCUUGACCCUUUUGAACUUGUCAUCCAAUAAAUUUGAUGGUUCUGUUUUCAGAUGUUUGCCUAAAAGUAUCCAAACACUUGAUCUGAACAAUAACAAAAUCCGAGCAGUCCCUAAAGAGAUUGCCCACCUAAAGUCUCUACGAGAGCUAAGUAUUGCUUUUAAUUUUCUGACUGACUUCCCUGGGUGCGAUCACUUCACACAGCUCUCUAUCCUGAACAUUGAAAUGAAUUUAAUUCUCAGCCCAUCUCUGAAUUUUUUCCAGAGCUGUCAGGAGGUAAAGACUCUAAAUGCAGGAAGAAAUCCAUUCCGGUGCACCUGUGACUUAAGAGAUGUCAUUUGGCUUGAAAAACAUUCUGAGGGCCUGUUGGCUGGAUGGCCAGACUCAUACGCCUGCGAAUACCCUUUGAGUCUAAAGGGGACUCCAUUAAAAGAUGUUUAUCUUCCCGAAUUAGCUUGCAACACAACUUUGCUGAUUGUCACCAUUCUGCUGGUUGUGCUGUUUCUGGGUUUGGUUGUAGCAUUCUGCAUGCUUUACUUUGACAUAUGCUGGUAUCUCAGGAUGCUGGGCCAGUACAUACGGACACAGCACAGGGUUAGAAUUCAAGAGGAGAGUCCGAGAAGUGUACAGUUCCAUGCCUUUAUCUCCUAUGCUGCACAAGAUUCAGUCUGGGUGAAGAAUGAACUGAUUCCCAAUUUAAAGACAGAAGACGGUUCUAUCUUGCUUUGUCUUUCUGAGAGAAACUUUGACCCUGACAGGAGCAUUGAUGAAAACAUUAUAAGCUGUACCGAGAAGAGCUAUAAGUCUAUCUUUGUGCUGUCUCCCAACUUUGUCCAGAAUGGGUGGUGUCAUUAUGAAUUCUAUCUCGUCCAUCACGAUUCCUUCCGGGACAAUUAUGAUGACGUCAUUCUCAUCUUACUAGAACCCAUUCCCUCCUACUGUAUUCCUACAAGGUUUUGUAAGCUGAAAGCUCUUUUGGAAAGGAAAGUGUACUUAGAGUGGCCCAAGGACAGGCGCAAAUGUGGGCUUUUUUGGGCAAACCUUCGAGCUGCUAUUAACGUUAAUUUAUCAGACACAAGGGGAAGGUGUGAGCUACAGACAUUCACAAAGCGCAAUGAGGAAUUCCAGGGUUCUGCCAUCUCUCUGGUAAGGACAGACAGCUUCUAAAAUCUGC
This is a messenger RNA of Grammomys surdaster, 2590 nucleotides long. RefSeq names its product toll like receptor 10 (gene Tlr10). The coding region runs from base 154 to 2583 and encodes 809 amino acids. The transcript is spliced from 2 exons. Gene Ontology annotation, biological process: immune response; toll-like receptor signaling pathway; inflammatory response. Gene Ontology annotation, molecular function: Toll-like receptor 2 binding; lipopeptide binding; transmembrane signaling receptor activity. Lineage: Eukaryota; Metazoa; Chordata; Mammalia; Rodentia; Muridae. Gene Ontology annotation, cellular component: membrane. The record is from RefSeq and is a predicted model, not a curated record.